AUGGCAAGCCUCUUCUCUUUUCCGGUGCCGAUUCAGAUCCGCGAGCACGAUGAGAUCCGACUUUCCGACAACAUUGUCCUGUCUGCCAUGAUUUGGCUGCCGAAAGAUGCGCUGGUCGAACCUGUGCCGGCAAUACUUGAGUAUCUACCUUACAGGAAACGGGAUGGAACGGCAGAGCGAGACGCUCUCAAUCACUCGUACAUUGCGUCCUAUGGAUAUGCAUGUGUCCGUGUUGACAUGCGAGGCAGCGGGGAUUCUGAGGGUAUUCUCCUCGGCGAAUAUCUCAAGCAGGAACAGGACGAUGCCCUGGAGAUCUUGCAGUGGAUAGUCGCACAGGACUGGUGCUCUGGGUCAGUUGGUAUGAUCGGAAUCUCAUGGGGCGGGUUCAAUGGGUUGCAAGUGGCGGCGCGACGCCCUCCUGAACUAAAAGCGGUCAUCUCACUCUGCUCCACCGAUGACCGCUAUGCAGAUGACGUCCACUACAUGGGUGGCUGUCUGCUUGUGGACAAUUUCACAUGGGGCGCGACCAUGUUCAGUAUCACGCCGACCCCUCCGGAUCCAGCCUUGGUUGGGGCUAAGUGGCGGGAUCUUUGGAUGAGUCGUCUGGAAGCAGGGGGUAACUGGAUGGUGGAGUGGCAUGAGCAUCAGCGGCGCGACGAGUUCUGGAAACACGCCUCGAUCUGUGAAGACUACGGCGCCAUACAGUGUCCCGUCUAUCUCGUUGGUGCCUGGUCGGAUGGGUACUCGAACACGAUUUUCAGGAUGCUAGAACACCUCGAAUGUCCUCGAAAGGCACUGAUAGGCCCCUGGGCACAUGCGUAUCCCAACUUCGCUACGCCUGGCCCACAGAUUGGCUUCUUGCAAGAAUCCCUCCGCUGGUGGGACAAGUGGCUGAAGGGCAAAGAAACGGGUAUUAUGGACGAGCCAAUACUCCGCUGUUAUUUGCAGGAUACUGUGCCUCCUCGCACGCAGUAUGAUUUUCGUCCUGGCCAUUGGGUGGCCGAGAAAAGUUGGCCGACUCCAAAUAUCACGACUCGCACCUUGCGACUCUUAGCUGGGCGGCUAAGUGAUGAGCUCUCAACGUCUGAUGAGCGGCUAUCAAUCUGCUCUCCAAUGACGGUUGGCUUCGCUAGCGGUUUGUGGUGCCCAGGUCUCGACCUUGAUCUUCCCGGGGACCAGCGCGCCGAGGCAGGCGGCUCCCUACUGUUUGACAGUGCGUCAGUCAGCCAACAGGUCAGCCUGCUUGGUGCUCCGAUUGUUUAUCUUCGCAUCGCAAGCGACAAACCGAACGCAAUCGUGGCCGCUGUCCUCUCCGAGAUUCUACCAGAUGGCUCGGCCACACGAAUAUCUUUCGGACUGCUUAACUUGACACAUCGCGAUAGUCAUACAGGCCCGACACUGCUGGAGCCCGGGCGUUUCUACGACGUUGUGAUUAAGCUCAACGAAUGUGGUCAACGCAUUGGCGUCGGGAGCCGCCUUCGUCUCGCUCUGUCUACAUCAUACUUCCCAAUCUGCUGGCCCUCUCCAGAGGCUGCAACGCUGACGAUCGACUGUGCUCAUAGCAGGCUAGAGCUUCCCACACGGAUUGAGAGCGACCAGGACUCCCAGCUAAGGCCGUUCGAGCCUGCCGUGACCGGGCGACCCUUGAAGACUCGGGUAUUGAGACCAGGCAAGAAAAUGAGCGGCACUAUCACCGAGGACAUCGAGACCGGCCGAAAAACUCUGACCCGCAUCUUGGAUACAGGCUUGAUAGAGUUUGAAGCCAUCGGCUGGCACUACGGGGAUACCAGCACAAGCAUCUAUUCGAUUUCGCCCGACGAUCCGCUGUCAGCAUGCGCUGAGAUGCAAUUCAAGCAGGAAUACGGCCGCAAAGGGCUGGAUUUGGUCGUUGAGGGAUGGAAUAAGAUGACGGCUACCCGGACGGAUUUUCAUCUUACUGCUCGGUUUGAUGCAUUCGAAAACGGUGUGAGAGUGUUUGGACGUGACUAUUCCUCCACCGUGCCACGCGAUCACGUUUAA
Fonsecaea multimorphosa CBS 102226 is the source of this 2019-nucleotide messenger RNA. RefSeq lists its product as uncharacterized. Gene Ontology annotation, molecular function: dipeptidyl-peptidase activity. The record is from RefSeq and is a predicted model, not a curated record. The coding region runs from base 1 to 2019 and encodes 672 amino acids. The transcript has a single exon. Lineage: Eukaryota; Fungi; Ascomycota; Eurotiomycetes; Chaetothyriales; Herpotrichiellaceae.